This is a messenger RNA of Galeopterus variegatus (Sunda flying lemur), 1339 nucleotides long. It is a transcript of the gene FADS3, whose product is annotated as fatty acid desaturase 3. Gene Ontology annotation, cellular component: membrane. Lineage: Eukaryota; Metazoa; Chordata; Mammalia; Dermoptera; Cynocephalidae. Gene Ontology annotation, molecular function: oxidoreductase activity, acting on paired donors, with oxidation of a pair of donors resulting in the reduction of molecular oxygen to two molecules of water. The record is from RefSeq and is a predicted model, not a curated record. The transcript is spliced from 11 exons. The annotation marks the transcript as partial. Gene Ontology annotation, biological process: lipid metabolic process.
CACUGCGGCAGCCGCCUCAUCGGCCACCACGGCGCCGAGGACGCCACGGAUGCCUUCCGUGCCUUCCACCAGGAUCUGGAUUUCGUGCGCAAAUUCCUACAGCCCCUGCUGAUUGGCGAGCUGGCCCCGGAGGAGCCCAGCCAGGAUGGACCCCAGAAUGCCCAGCUGGUUGAAGACUUCCGUGCCCUGCGCCAGGCAGCCGAGGACAUGAAGCUGUUUGAGGCCAACCCCACCUUCUUUGCUUUCCUGCUGGGCCACAUCCUCGCCAUGGAGGUGCUGGCCUGGCUCAUCAUCUACCUCCUGGGCCCCGGCUGGGUGCCCAGCAUCCUGGCCGCCCUCAUUCUGGCCAUCUCCCAGGCCCAGAGCUGGUGUCUGCAGCAUGACCUGGGCCAUGCCUCUAUCUUCAGGAAGUCCCGGUGGAACCACGUAGCCCAGCAGUUUGUGAUGGGGCAGCUGAAGGGCUUCUCUGCCCACUGGUGGAAUUUCCGCCACUUCCAGCACCAUGCCAAGCCCAACAUCUUCCACAAAGACCCAGACGUGACUGUGGCACCCGUCUUCCUCCUGGGGGAAUCGUCUGUGGAGUAUGGCAAGAAGAAGCGCAGAUACUUACCCUACAACCACCAGCACCUGUACUUCUUCCUGAUUGGCCCGCCGCUUCUCACCCUGGUGAACUUUGAGGUGGAAAAUCUGGCGUACAUGCUGGUGUGCCUGCAGUGGACAGACUUGCUCUGGGCUGCCAGCUUCUACGCCCGCUUCUUCUUGUCCUACGUCCCUUUCUACGGUGUCACUGGGGUGCUGCUCCUCUUUGUUGCUGUCAGGGUUCUGGAGAGCCACUGGUUCGUGUGGAUCACACAGAUGAACCAUAUUCCCAAGGAGAUCGGCCGAGAGAAGCACCGGGACUGGGCCAGCUCUCAGCUGGCAGCCACCUGCAAUGUGGAGCCCUCACUCUUCAAUGACUGGUUCAGUGGCCACCUCAACUUCCAGAUUGAGCACCACCUCUUCCCCACGAUGCCGAGACACAACUACCGCAGGGUGGCCCCGCUGGUCAAGGCGCUGUGUGCCAAGCACGGCCUCAGCUACGAGGUGAAGCCCUUCCUCACUGCCCUGGUGGACAUCGUUGGGUAAGGCUGCAGCCCAGGCUCCUGGUGGUUUCCCGAGGGCCCAUGUCCACUCUCGUCCUGGUCAGCCCCCUCCUGAGCACCUGGAACCCUAAACUCAUGCGGGUCCCUCCCUAAGAGCUGGCAUUUGAGGCCUUUCCAGAUUGCUCCACUUUCUGUCCUUGGCCCACGCCCUCCCUCCCUUUCCCAGCGUUUAUUCACACGGUGAGAAUUUACGGAGC